AUGGCGGCUAAGUUAGGCUAUGGAAGGGAUGAUUGGGCGACGGGACGCGAUAUCUCCUCUGAAGAACGGGAGUGUGGGAUGAUUUUGCGGAUGCGCGAGAUUCCCACGCGUGGGGCUUCCUCGCAGCCGAAUCCGACUUCGAGUUCGGCUUCGUCAUCUUCUCCAUUGUGGAAUGCCGUGAUCAAGGGCCAAUCGAGUGACUUCCAAGUAAAUGAAAUCCACUCAAACGAGUUAUUUACCGCCGCCGCUAUUCUCGCGCGGCGGCCGCGGUCGCGUUGGCGGAAACUCUCCCGCGCGCAGACCCUCCUGGUGGAAAAUUCCCCCUUGGAAAGCUUCGGGAGCCCGGAUAAAACCUUUUCCCCGCGCGUGCAAAGCCACGGGACGUAUAUGCCGCUUCACGGAAGGCUCCCGACGGCGGAGCCGGUUUUGCAUUUUAUGAUUUACCGCGAUUCGAACGCGGUGGGGAAUCUUUAUCAUCGAUUUUUACGCGAAUUAGGCGUGGAAAAGGCGGCACUGACGCUGCGGGAGGGCCCCGGGGGGUUCUACGGCUGUCUUUCGCAGUUCGCCGCCGGGGUGGGGAUCACCAAGGAGCAGAUCGUCCAUCUCUCCCGGCAUUACGCUUUGCACCCUUUAAUUAUCGAUCCACGAAAGUAUUACCCAUUGGAGGCCUGGGGGCCCUUAACGGCCCCGCCGCGGGCGUAUUUUUAUCGCGUUCUUCUUCGCGCCGUGGGGCCGAAUGCCCCAAACCCCCCUCCCAUCCCGGAGGUCCUUCAAUCGUGGACGGAAAACGGCUUUGUGAACUAUUUCGGGAUCGAGCGCUUCGGGGUGGGGGCGAAUCGGGCCUUCGAGGUCGCCGCGUUCGCCGCGCGCGGGGAUUUCCCGCGCGGGGUCGGGGGGGUUUUGCAGACCCUCGCCGAGGCCGAUCCCUUUCAUCUCGCGCACUUCACGGCGUACGUAAACGCGGCCCCCGGGGGGGUGUCCGGUGUGGUGGAGGCGUGGGCCCGCGAAACCCGGGCCCUCCGCGCGGCCCCCGCCAUUUGCCGCCUGCCCGACGCCCUCCACCGCCACCACGCCGGUGCGAAGGGCGAAGGCGAAGGGGGGGCCCCAAACGAGAGGGAACGAGCGCAUUCGAGCGCCCCGGAAAGGGCCGGGGAGGGGUUCGCGGAGUUGGAGAAUGCGUGGCGGGAGGGGGGAAUGGAGGCGGCGGCGCGGCGGAGCGCCGCGGAGUUCGUGUGGAAUGCGAUGGCCUCGCAGCGGCUGCUCAGCCACGGCCGGGAGGUCGUCGUCGGGGAUGUCGUUCGCGUCGGGGACGAGGCGGUGGGGGAUCCCCCCGCGGAAGUCCGUCGCGUGCGCACUUCGGAAGAGGCGCGGGCGCGCACCAUCGACGAGGUGGUGCUGCCGGUGCCCUACCCCGGGUCGGACCUCGCCCGCGCGGUUUUCCCCGCCAUCGGCGCGCUCAACUUCGCCCUAUUUGAAGAAUUUGCCGCGCGGUAUCAGCUGGGGUUUUUAUUUCAUCCCGAAACGGAAAUCGCCUCAAUCGGGGAAAAGCCAAAUUGGGAGCCGAUAACGUAUCGACCAAUUGUGCGAAAACCGCACAAAUUAUCCGCGUCGAUGAUUUACGAUCCUUCGUCGUUUACCGCGUUAAAAAGUGAUUUAUUUCUGCUCCAGGAACGCAAAGCGGUGGAGCAUUUGGAUUUGGACUACGCCAAUCGGGUGCGGGAGCCAAGUAUUUAUAACAUUUCCGAGCGUUUUGCGGAGCGGUUGGCCUUGGUCAAACAAGUUCAUUCGGGAAAUUAUUCGGUUGCUCUCUCUUUCAUGCUUCCCGCAGACGCCUCGCCGCUAGUCGCCUUGCGAGAGGUUUUUGCGCUGAAGUAUCUUCAUUUUAAUGAUUUACACUUUUCUACAGCGGCAGAAUGUUGA
Phytomonas sp. Hart1 is the source of this 1920-nucleotide messenger RNA. Lineage: Eukaryota; Euglenozoa; Kinetoplastea; Trypanosomatida; Trypanosomatidae. The record is from the annotation of a GenBank genome assembly.